CAUGGCGGAUAUCAACGCUAACAACUUUGGAAUGCUAAUUUUAAAGUUCUUUCACUAUUUCUAGCCCUUUGGUAACCGAAUUUUCACUUACAUACUGGUUAAACUACUAACUGGUCUUCAGCUGUAUUCUAACAAUGCGACAAAAAGGCGGAGAAUUCAUGUGUGAAUUGUUAUUGUCCACUUGACGACAAACAACUUUCGGUAUUGGUGUCCUGGUCAAAUUCAAUUUUCAUGCUUUAGAAACAUAUUUUUCGGCAAUGGCAGAGGACUUGUCAAGCUUCAUUGAAUCUCAGAAGCGGAAGCUUGAACAGGAAAGGGCCGAAAUGUUACGGGCUCAAGAAAACGAGGACCGUAGCAGAACAAGUCCGAGAGGAUACAAACCUGAUGACAGGUAUGGCCAAGUGGCUCCUUCUCCAGCAUCUGAGUCAAGGACAAAGGCUAAAGUAACAACCCCUGAGCAAGACAAUGGUGUAGGGGGCCUGAAGCUUGGAGGUUAUGAAAAACACCAACAGAGGUUGCGUCAAGAGAGGAAAGAGGAUUAUAGAAAAUAUUUGGCAGAGAAAAACAUCCGCAGCACAGGGAAAGCUAGCCCUGCUUUAUUGGACACCAACACAUCCCCUUAUCCAGGAUACAAGUCACAGGGGUCCCAAACAAGGAGGGAUGAAUACAGGAAUGAUGAUGACUCCCACAAAAACAGAAGAAGAGGAAAAGAAAACUAUGAUGAUUUGGAAAAAGCCCAUGAUGUCAAAGACAGAGGGGAAAACAGACAACCAAGCAACUUGUUUGAGUCCUAUGAAGAUAUCUUACAAAGAAAGCGUGCCCAAGAGAGAAGAUAUAGAGGUUUUGAUGACUAUGAUUCUGGACCAGAAAGGCCCAUGAGACUGAAUGCUCCACAGUAUAAACAGAACUCAAGAAGUGAUGGAUAUCUUAGUCGGAGAUAUGAUGAUGAUGAUGAUUAUGAUAGUUUCAGUAGGAAUCGACCAAGAGCUAGGAGGGAGAAAAGCUUUGAAUCAAAGCGUGUUCGUUUUCAUGGUGAUGAAGAUUUGGAUAAUGAUGCAUGGGUCAAGCCUAGAAGAAAACUUGAUUAUUACGAUGAUGAAGAUGAAGAAGAGGAACUUUUAGACUGGGUGAAAAGAAGAGGAAAAAGACCACAGAGGAGAAAUAGUGCUCAUCUGCCAGAAAGAGAACCUCCACCAGAUGAAACACUCCAGAGAAGCAAAACAGACACUGGUAUCAGGUCACAUUCAGCCCCUCUUGAAGGAGCUGGAAUUAUUGGAGGUUCGCAGGAAUCAAAGGUAGACAAGGCCAAGAAACAGGAGCAGUAUAAGAGGGAGCUGCAACAACAAAUGCAAGAGCAGGCAAACAUCAAAAAAAGAGAAAAACUGCUUCAUUUGGGAGUUGAGGAAAAUGACAGUGGGCCAGUGAACUCACAGCUUGACAGAACCCCCCCAAAUACCAAUAGAAGAUCACAUCCUCCUCAAUCACAAGGCUAUGACACAUCCCUAGCCAACUAUGGACCUAGUUCCAGACCUCCUCCUCACCCUGCGAUUCACUCAAAUCCUUAUGAUGACCCCUACUACUAUUAUGGGUCUCUAGAAAUGGGGGCUCCCCAAGCCCCUUCAUUGAAUGGGCCUUUGGAUUCCAGAAGAGGUCAAGCAAACAGGGGAGGCCUAAAGCUGGAUGGUGGAAUGUCUGAAGGUUACACCACUCCUGCUCCAUCAUCCUUUCCCCAGGGGAAUGAGGGUGAGUUAAGCCCUCACUCCCGUCUGCAGCCCCCAGGGGGUUAUAGUAGUUUUGGAGCAGGCAGUGAUGAUCCAGCAUUGGUAGACAAGAAAAAAGCUGCUCAGCAAGCCUAUCAAGAAGAGUUAAAGAGACAGAUGCAGGAAAGAGAAGUGAAGAAGCGAAAAGAAAAGGAGGAAAAGGAGAGAUAUGACAGGAAGAUUGAACAAGAAGCAGCUAAUUACAAUCCUUGGGGUAAGGGUGGAGCUGGUGCACCCAUAAGAGAUUCUGGAGGACAACUUGUUGCAAACUUACGUACUUUAAAGCAGUAUAAUGAUGAAGGAAUAAAUGUCAGCCCUCGGGAACAACCGCCUCCAGUAGAGACCAGAUUUGAUUUAUCAGCACCUAGUGUUCCUUACUUAUCCCCAAGACAAAGAGGGAACAUUCAGACCAGUCCAGCACCAGCUACAGACUUAUCUGGAAAUGGACCAAGGACAACAUUUGGAAGGUCUGAUCCCCUCAAGGAAGCUCAGCCACAGGAUGAUCUCAAAAGAGCAGCCAAACUGGAGUACCAAGAGCAUCUCAGAAAACAGGUUGAAGAAAAGGAGAAAAAGAAAAAGGAAGAACUUGAGAAAAUAAAACGAGAGGAAGAAGAAUUGGAAAAAAGAAUAGCAGAUGAAAGGCUAAAGAUGCAGAAAGAUUUUGAGGAAGAGCAAGAAAAAACUCGAAAGAAAGAAGAGGAGGCAAGAUUGAAGAAUGAACAGAUUAAGGAAGCUCAAGAGGCAAAGAAAAGAGAAGCAGAGAAGAAGAAGAAAGAGAUGGAGGAACAGAGGCAAGCAGAGCUCAAGAGAAAACUUGAUACUGAAUUAGCAGCCAAAAAAGCUGCUGGUCAGGAAUCCUCAACACAAGAAAGAAGCAGUUCACCUCCCAUCCCCACUGUGCUCAAAAGAAUGGAGGGGGAUGGUGAUGUUACAGCUAACUUCAGGUCAUCAUCACCUCCAAUUCCAGCAAUAGCUAACAAACAGACACCACAAAAUGCAAAUGGGUAUGUUGCAGGAUCUACUCCCCCUCCAAUGCAGGCCAGAAGAGGGCCAGAACCUGUCAGGAGAGAUGCACCAGAUAGAGAUGUCCUGAGUCAGCUGACAGCACUCAGGCAACAGCUUAAAAAUGAAGAGAAAAGAGUGCAGCAGCAAAUGGAUCAUUCUACGGCUGUGAAAAGUUACUCUGAGAUGCAGAGAGUUCCUGAAGACCUUGAAAGUAGAAGAGUUAGAAGGGAUGUUGAUGUCUUUGACAGGGCUCUUGCCAACAAAACUGCUGUUGUAAAGAAAGAUACUGAGGGAUUUUCAGCAGCUGAUGAGUUUAACAGGAUGAAAUAUGAAGAAACAUCUUCUCUUGCUGGGGAAUUUAGAAGCAAGUUUCCAGAUCCAGUGUCCACUGGCAGUGUGUUAGAUCUUCAACAACAGGCCUAUCUCAGAGAACAAGAAGGCAAACUUGCAGCAUUGAGAUCAAAUCCCAGCAAAAGUAACAAACAGUCUCCUAGAGGUGGACAACCUUACCAAUUGGCAAGACGUCCACCAAGUCGUGACUCUCUUUUGGAAUCAGAAAGUCAAUUCCUUGCUGUUGAUGACCCAAAGCAACUGCUUCCAAUAGAACAAAUGGUAUCAUCCAGGCCAAGGCAAUCAUCUGCCAGAGAAAGACGGAGAUGGAAGCAACUUGAAGAAAUGGCAAGAAAUCCUAGACCUCAUGACACUUACAAGCCUCCAACCCCUGGUGGUUUCUCUUUAAAUUCUGUCACAAGUUUUAAUGUGGAUGAAGUAGCAAAUAAGAAUGAGGAGAGGCUAAAAAGACUUGAACUCAUCCAGCAAGGACGUGGAAGCAAGAACAGCUUGCAAGGUGACCCUGAUCAGGUCCUACAACGAUUCAUGGAUGGUAGAAGUCAUCCUUCCAUCUUUGGCAGUAGACUGUCAGAAGCCUCACUUGAAGCAGAAACAUCUUUUGAACCCAUAUGAAACCUGCAUGGUCUACUACUCUAGCUGUGUGUCAAAGAUCUAAUCUCACCUUUAUUCCUUUGCAAAGUCUAUAAGUUUGUACUUGAGAUAGCAGGCUAGCUUCCCUGCUAAUUUGAGAAUUUUCUCAUGCAAACCCUUGCACCCAGAUACUGGAAUGAAACUUAAUAGGUUGUACCU
Messenger RNA from Pocillopora damicornis (cauliflower coral), 3905 nucleotides. Its product is annotated as centrosome and spindle pole-associated protein 1. Gene Ontology annotation, cellular component: centrosome; spindle pole; microtubule. NCBI's taxonomy places the organism in Eukaryota, Metazoa, Cnidaria, Anthozoa, Scleractinia, Pocilloporidae. The record is from RefSeq and is a predicted model, not a curated record. Gene Ontology annotation, biological process: positive regulation of cytokinesis.